AUGUUUAUAUUCCCUCCACCUGCUCCAAAACCGAAAUCGAAAACACCUGAACUUGUUCGACUUCAACCAGGCCACAAUUCGGAUGAAAAUAACGCUGGAGAGGUGGAAGUGUUCGACGACGUCGAUCCUUACGACUUUGACUCGGUGAAAUCAUUCACCUUUCAACGCAACCACGUCUACAGCCUGGCUGAGGACGAAGAUCCUACGAACGGAGUAUUAAAUCGCCAAGCUCGGUUGAGUACUUUUAAUCCAGAAGAAGGACACUCUUGGGAGACUAUUCCUGAAUAA
Molecule: messenger RNA, 288 nt
Organism: Oikopleura dioica
Lineage: Eukaryota; Metazoa; Chordata; Appendicularia; Copelata; Oikopleuridae
Source: the annotation of a GenBank genome assembly